This is a messenger RNA of Syngnathus acus (greater pipefish), 2081 nucleotides long. It is a transcript of the gene dnajc21, whose product is annotated as DnaJ heat shock protein family (Hsp40) member C21. Lineage: Eukaryota; Metazoa; Chordata; Actinopteri; Syngnathiformes; Syngnathidae. Gene Ontology annotation, molecular function: nucleic acid binding; zinc ion binding. Gene Ontology annotation, cellular component: cytoplasm. The transcript is spliced from 12 exons. The record is from RefSeq and is a predicted model, not a curated record. Bases 299 to 1948 code for a protein of 549 amino acids.
AAAAGCGAGUCGAGAAAGAGAUUCUCGCGUGAAUAGUGGCACGAAUGGAAGAUUCUCACUUGCCGUGUUAUCAUCAAAACCGGCUUUUUAAGCGAUCUGAUUGGACAUUUGUCAAAAGCUGCAGGAUCGCCACUAUUUUGACUGUGUCUUGCAAAAAAAUCAAUAAUUCCUCAUCAAGUCGAGGUUAUUUUACUUUAACCGAUAUUCGGACCGGUACUUAGCGUGCUGCUAUUAGCUACAUGCUAACGAAGGUACAACGUGAACGGGAAUAUAAAUAUCGUAUUUUAAUAUAACAACAAUGAAGUGCCAUUACGAAGUCCUGGGAGUGAAACGGGACGCGGACGACGACGAUCUGAAGAAAGCAUAUCGUAAAUUAGCCCUGAAAUGGCAUCCUGAUAAGAACUUGGAUAAGGCCGAGGAAGCAGCCGAGCACUUCAAGCUGAUUCAGGCAGCCUAUGAUGUCCUGAGUGACCCACAAGAGAGAGCAUGGUAUGACAAUCAUAGGGAGGCUCUGCUGAAAGGCGGCCUGAGCGGCGACUACGAGGACGACAGCACCGACCUGCUACAAUUCUUUACUGUCACCGGUUACUCAGGCUACGGAGAUGAUGACAAGGGCUUCUAUGCAGUCUACAGAAAUCUAUUUGAAUCAAUCGUCAAGGAGGAGAUGGAGCACGGAAACGUGGAAGAUGACGAUGAUGACGAGGAGUUUCCGCCCUUUGGGGAUUCUCAGAGCGACUACGAUACAGUGGUCCACAUCUUCUACGGUUACUGGCAGAGCUUCUGUACACGGAAGAACUUUGCCUGGAAAGAGGAGUACGAUACGCGGCAGGCGUCCAACCGCUGGGAGAAGCGCGCCAUGGAGAAGGAGAACAAGAAGACCCGGGAGAAGGCGCGCAAGGAGCGUAACGAGCUGGUUCGCGAACUGGUGGCCUUCAUACGCAAGCGCGACCGCCGCGUACAGGCGCACCGCAAGGAGGUGGAGGAGCGCAAUGCAGAGAAGACCAAGAAAGCGCAAGAGCUGAGGCGCCAGCAGAAGCUCAGUCAGGCCAAGCUGGCAGAGGAGUACAAGGAGCAGAGCUGGGCGGCCAUGUCGGAGUUGGAGAAGGAGCUGCAGCAAAUGGAGGCUCAGUACGGGGAAGAGUUUGGAGACGCAUCGGAAAGUGAAGAUGAAGAGCUGGAAACACAGAAGACUGUUGAGGAACCGUUAGGUCCAGAUGGAGAGCAGCUGGAUGGAGACACCAUCAACCUCGAUUAUUAUGAUGAUCUCUACUGCCCAGCCUGCGACAAAUCCUUCAAAUCAGACAAAGCCAUGAGCAACCACGAGAGGUCCAAAAAGCACAAAGAGAUGGUUGCGUUACUCCGGCAACAGCUUCAACACGAUGAUUCACUCGCUCCAAACCUGGACCAACCAGAGGAUGUUGAGCAGGAAAGCAAACACUUAGCAGAUGAAGGAGAAGAGGAGGAAGAAGAUCUCCCAAGACAGAAAUUAUCCAAGAAGCAGAAGAAGAAAAAGAGGCAACAGAAGGCCGCCACAAGCACUUCAGCUGAAGAGCAGACGAAGUCCGCCUCAGAUGGUAAACCCAUUUCAGAAGAGUAUCCCGAAACCUUCACUGAAGAAGUCCAGGGAAAUACUCCAGAGGAGUCCUCGAACCCUACGGAAGCCGAGAAGGACGACCAGCUUCCUCCCGCUGAACCCAAGAGUUCCGUCACGUCCACAACCAAAAAGGCAGAGAGUAAAGACAAACCAAAUAAUGUCAAGGCACAUCCGGGAGGAGAACAGUUUCCUGAGAAGGCAGUAAAGCUGAGCUGCGUGACCUGUAACAGCGAGUUCUCCACCAGGAACAAACUUUUCGACCACCUUAAGUCCAGUGGCCACGCCACUGCUCUCUCCUCCAAUUCGACGGCCUCCGCCAGUCGGAGCAAGAAAGACAAGCGAAAGAACAGAUGACAACAAUUUUGGUGGACUCAAAUAGAAAUGGACUGCUGGCCAUCACAGCAUGCCGUCGUGCAUUUCACUUACUAAAUGAAUACAGUACAAUUAAAAAAAACACAAAAGUCAAUAUUAAAAAAAGGAAAAUGUU